This is a messenger RNA of Saccostrea echinata, 3804 nucleotides long. RefSeq names its product NACHT domain- and WD repeat-containing protein 1-like. Bases 1 to 3804 code for a protein of 1267 amino acids. Lineage: Eukaryota; Metazoa; Mollusca; Bivalvia; Ostreida; Ostreidae. The record is from RefSeq and is a predicted model, not a curated record. Gene Ontology annotation, molecular function: protein binding. The transcript has 9 exons.
AUGGCCUCCCAAGGAACAAAGCGACAGUCCUCAUUUGCAGACAGAGUUAAUGUCCCCAGACAGAAUGUCAAGCAUGUCCAUGUUAAUUCUGUUAAACUACAACAAAAGGGGUCCUCCAUUAAGAAGGCAGUGGUCACAAAUCAACAGAAAAGUAAAUCUGAGAAUUUUAACAAAGAUUUAGAAGACAAAUUUCGUCAAAUGCUACAGGGAAACAUGGACAAUCUCCCCAACCUCCCAAGAUCAGUGGCCAGAAUCUUUAUCAGCUCAACAUUUUCAGACAUGAGGGCAGAAAGAAACAUUUUAUCCCGUGAGGUUUUUCCAAAGCUGAAACAGCUAUGUUUGUCCAAGGAUCUAGAUUUUCAGGUGGUGGAUAUGAGGUGGGGUAUUACAGAAGAUUCUCAGAAUGACCACAGUGUGGAGAAAAUCUGUCUUCAAGAAGUAGAGAACUGUCAGAAGUUGUCACUAGGACCCAACUUUGUGCCAAUCAGCUCUCAGUUUUCAUUUUUUGCUGACUUUUCCCCGGGAUGUGAUGAACAUCGUGCUAGACAUACAAAAGAAUGGAACACCACCCUCACCAGCUUACAAAAAGUGUUGAGGGAUGCAGCACUAGAAGCUUUUCAUUCCAAGAAAUUUACAGAGGCUCAGGUGCAUGAGUAUUUUUACUCAGUCACAGAGAUAGAAAUCCAAAAGGGCAUUCUGUCGUCUGAAGAUCCAGCAUCACAAACAGCAGUCUUCUGUCGUGAAAUUACAGGCUUCAGUGACUUCGAUGACACUUUGACGAUGCGCUUUAUAGACACUGUCAAAGAAAAUGGGAAGAAUAAUGUUAACUCAGAAGUACGAAAGCUACAAAACGAACUCAAGAAAAAAUUGGAAACAAAAACAAAACUUAGACACAGUCACACUUAUAAGAUUGAUUGGAAUACACAAGGAAUAGGUCCAGAAAUAUGUAAAGAACAUGAAGAGUACUUGAAGAAAUUUUGUAAGGAUUUUUACGAUGAUUUUAGUCAAAUGAUUGAUAAUGCUCUUGACAAAAGAAAAUCACAAAUUCGCCGCAGAGAAUUCCGGAGCCAGUUUCCAGAAAUUCUUCACCACCUUCAUUUUUGCGAAACAAAAUGCAAAACAUUUUGUGGACAGGAAACCAUUUUGAACACAGCGAAAAACUACAUUUUAAAUACCAGCAUGAACAAACCCUUUGUUGUUCACGCCCCAUCUGGAAAUGGCAAAACAUCAGUAAUGGCUAUGAUAAUGAAAAACUUGCGCACCUGGCUAAAAGAUGACAACUUUGUGGGGAUUAUUCGAUUUUUGGGAACGUCUGGACUUUGUCUGAAUGUCUAUGAUGUAUUGGUAAAUUUGGUAAAACAACUUUCCGAUGUAUCAGGGAUACGCAUGGAACCUAUUGGUUACCAAAAAAUGAAAAAUUUGUUAGAGUACUUCCCACGGUUCAUCAGAAGGGUUGCAAACACUUUGAAAAAGCCGGUAAUUAUUCUGCUGGAUUCCAUAGAUCAACUGUCAAGGGAAUACGAUGCACAUAGUAUGAAGUGGCUACCAAUGACGCUACCACCGAAUAUAAAGAUCAUUAUAUCCACACUUCCAAAUGAGUUUGGGAUUCUAGAGAGUAUAAGAGCUUUGUCUCCAGAUUCAAACUAUUACUUAGAAAUAAGUGAUCUUCCACUUCAAACAGGAAAAGAAAUGAUGGAGAAAUACCUAUUACUUCAGAAUCGAUCGCUUUUACAUACCCAAGAAAAGGUAUUGAUGAAUGCAUUUUUGAAAUGCCCAAGUCCCCUCUUCUUGAAAUUAAGCGUAGACGAAGCAAUGAAAUGGAAAUCAUACACCGAAGAGCAUCAUUUGAUUUUGCAAGAAACAGUUCAGGGUGCAAUAAACAAGCUCUUUGACAAUCUUGAAGUGAAAUUUGGACCCGUUGUCACUGGUCAUGCGCUAGGUUACAUCACCAUAGUAAGAGACGGUAUCUCAGAGAAUGAGUUGGAGGAUGUUUUAUCCUGUGAUGACGAAGCUUUAAAUGACGUUUAUCGUUAUCACAAUCCACCAAUAGCUGGUAUUGUAAGAAUACCACCUGUUUUGGUUGCUCGGAUCAAAUACGAUAUUAGAGAAUACCUUGUGGAAAGACUCUCGCAAGACAAAUACACCAUGAACUGGUAUCACAGACAGUUUACUGAGAGUGCAGAAGCCAAAUACUCAUCAGGAGCACAAGGGGAAGUAUUGCAAAGGAAUUUAGCUGAAAUUUUUAUGUGCGAGACGUCUGUGAAACGAGAUAUAACAUUAACCAGGAGAAAAUUGACCAUUUCAAAUGCAGACAGACAAGUGACUGGGCAGCCUGUAUCAGAACAUAACAAAAGAAUGCUAUUUUGUCUUCCAUAUCAUAUUAUUCAUGCAAGAACCUCUAUGUCAUUGCGAACUGCAAAAGAUAAAUGCUUCUGCAAUUUUAAUUUCAUCUACAACAAAUUAGCGGCCUUCUCAGCAGAUGUUUUUGUUAGUGAACUGAAUGAAUUUCUUCAAUUUCAAGAAGAUCAGGAAUUGAAAAAGUUGAGGGACUUCUUUGUUUCAUUAACAAACGACGUAAUCUCACCAAAGAGAUUGGCAAUCAGUCUUCUGGAAUACGUUUCUGUUGAUACUGCAGACAUUUCUCUGCAAAAACUUCUUAGUAAGGCUGAAGAUUUUCUGAAAAAUCAAAGUACGUCUACUUUGAUUCCACUUCAUCCAGGACAGGCUCCUAGAAAAGAUCUUUCAGAAGCUAUCACUAGUACCUUCACUGGGAUUGACAACAUUGUAUCCUUUAGUCAAGGGACAGUUUUGGUGAAAGAUUCACCAAGUCAAAAUGAGGAUGUUGCUAAUUCGUCAUACAAAGUUUAUUUCGAAAACGCUGAGGAACUCAUGGAUGUUGAUGUUCCCUUUAUCAAAAGAGAAGAACAUCAACCCAUUGUUGACAGUGAUGGUCAGUAUGUAAUCUAUACUUCACCAGGUUCUGUGACAUGUCUUAAUUUGAUAGAAAAAUGUCAAAUUGAAAGACAGUUUCAACAUCUAUGCACAGGGGGUUCCAAGCAGGGUAUGGUUUGCAAAAGGAUCAGUGCAAAUACAAAUUAUUUGGCAGUGCUAUUUGAAAAUGGAGUCAUUAUAGAACUGAAGAUCGUUAACUUGGAAGAGAUAAAUAGAUGGUCUUUAAGUGACAAAACAGCAGAUGUACUAGAUAUGAUCAGCACAGAAACCGAACAUCUUUUGGUACUACUUGCAACACAUAAUGGCAGUGAACUUCUGGUUUAUAGCAACGAGACAAAAUAUCCAAAACGAUACUAUUUUGAUUAUCAGCUGUGCAAUAACUGCUGGGGAUUAUCUAAAGCAGAAUGCUUAUUUAGUGUCUUGGGUAACAAAGGAGAGACAACCUGUACAAUAGAAAGUGUCGAUUUCUCCAAAGGAAAAACCAGGACACCGAUUGAUAUCCAAGAUCGAUUGAAGUACAUUUCGUGUUCAGAAUCGACAUCUUUAGUUUGUUGUUGGGGUGAUGAAUGUAACGUUGUUGUUGCUCUUGAUCUGGAAAAAAGAAAAUCAUUGUUCAGGGUAACAGUCAGUAAUCCAGUGACCUGUGCUACACUUUGUGGGGGAUCCUUUGUUUUGAUUGUAGGAGAAGAAGACGGAACCAUUUCAUUGUAUGAUAGUGUGACUGGUAACCCUUGUGCUAGUGUUAAAGCCCAUGAGGGCAAGGUUCAACAACUAGUCAUGCUGGACGAUUUUCUGAUUUCUCACGGGAAGAACAAAAUAUGGAAACGGUUUGUUGAAAAUCUGGACAAUUGA